UGUGUUAAUUAUGUGUCCGAUCUGAAAGAUGUGAGAUUAAUUAAUUAGAUAUUAGAAAGUUAAUCAAUAUCUUUCAUCGCCAAUCUUACAAACAGAAUGAAAACUUUUAUUGGAAAUCAAAAGUUCAUUUGAUUGAUUGUCGAUUGUUGAGUGAAUCGAAUGUCCAUUUAAUAUCUAAUUGUAAUGUCGCCAUAUAAAUAUCGUGAGUUCAAUGAACAAGACGAAGUUAUCGAAACCCGUUGGAGACAAUGGUUGGUUCAAAAAACGACGAGAGAAGCGACAACCGACCUGAUGAACAAGGUCGAGAGGUUGGGGAUUCGUUGGUUAUGCACAAUAAGCGGAUUCGCACAGAUCGAACCAAUAUCGAAAGGUCGUUACUUGUUCGAACUUUUUCUCGACUGUGUUGGUGCUAUUACGAUAUUAAGAGGUUUCUUCGUGAUCGUUAUACCUUACGAUUCAGUUCGAAUCGCUUUGGGUGAUCUAUUCAUUGGUUCGCAGGCUCAUGCGAUUCAGAACAUGUUGAUUACUUUUCUACUGAUACUUUCGUGUGGUCUAAGGUACCUUUCGUUUUUAAGUGAAAGUCGAGGUCGAAUGGAAACGUUCAGAAUAUAUGAUGGCCUAAGAUCGACUAAAUUUGACCAUAAACAGUUCAUGUUAACACCCGCUGAUUGUUCACACAUACGUAAGGCGUUUUUUCCUCUUCUUUAUUUCUUUCUUAUCGCAACUCCGUUAACGUGCUUGGGAAUCGCUGGUUGGUUGACCUUUGCCUUCGUUUCGAACCCAAUCAACUACGAAAAUUUGUACAACUCUGUGAUCAUCGGCAUUUGGACAAUCGUAAUUUCUGGUACAUUUACUAUCGACGCUUAUCCCUCAUUCUGGCAUUUCAGUCAGAACACAAUGAUCAUGGCCUUUGUUGCAUUCGCUCUCAACUCAAAUAAACUCUUUGGACAAUUGUUGGUCAAAUCGGGACCAAAAGCCGAUCAACGAGACCUAUUCAAAUAUUUUCGACAGCAAAAUAAGAUCUACAAUUUAAUCAAUUCGUCGACUGUGGAUUUGGGUAAAAUUUUAUUCUACGGAGUAAUUGUUGUCUCAAUGAUCUCUUCGAUACGAUCAUCUCCUCCAUAG
This is a messenger RNA of Panonychus citri (citrus red mite), 1125 nucleotides long. RefSeq lists its product as uncharacterized. The record is from RefSeq and is a predicted model, not a curated record. NCBI's taxonomy places the organism in Eukaryota, Metazoa, Arthropoda, Arachnida, Trombidiformes, Tetranychidae. The transcript is spliced from 2 exons. Bases 184 to 1125 code for a protein of 313 amino acids.